AUGAGUCCAGCAGUGUCUUCAGAGGGAACACCUUCGGCUGGUCCGUCGAGUGCUAAGAACAGAAGGAAGGUGGCUCAUGUUGCUAGCGCUUGUGACAGGUGUCGACAAAGAAAAGUGAGAUGUAAUGGAGAACAGCCAUGUCAGGUAUGCUUGGAGAAAGGAGCAGAUUGUACAAAUCGCAGCACGGAUAAGCGACGCACCAAGUCAGAGCUCGAAGACGUGAAGGAUCGCCUUACCGCUCUCGAGGGGUUGUUCGCAGCCCACGUACCCAAUCAGCAGCAAAGUCGCCCCAGAAAAAGACUCUAUCAUAGUCGUACAUCUUCUCCCUCCCAAAUGUCGGCUGCCCAAUCUACGACGACGUCCCCGGUCGACAAUACGUCCCUACAAGCAUCGUCCCCAGUAGGUCAGCCAUCCUUUAUACUUGAAGAUCUAUUCCCUCCACUUCCUGCCGACGCGUCUACUCAACCGAAGACCCCUCGUUUUCCCGCAAUUUCGCUUUCUUCCACGAGUUUUGAUCGUCUGAAACCGACGUCUGAAAACGGGCCUUCUGUACAAUAUGGAGCAACUUCAAUCUGGACUCAUGACAAUUAUGAAAGGCUCAUUACUGGUCCAAGUGACUCUCGAGGCGCGGAGCUCAUGCCAGGGGAAUGGGUUGAUUGGAGUAAAAAUCUACCACCCUCACUUGUGCCAGUGUUAAGCAAGACUGUCCAUGAUCAGGCGAUUGACCAUUACGCUGCCUAUUACGCUCCCUGGUGUAUGGUGGUAGAGAUAGAUGCAUUCAAACGGGAUUUGGUCACUUGCAACAAAUCGUCCAUACACGUCCGAAACACGUCACCACCUCGAUGGACCACGCACUAUUCACCCUUUCUACAUAAUGUUGUUCUUUGGAUGGGUCUUUACUACAAUAGGGAGGCUUGGCCUGAUGUUUCUAGAGUCUUCGCUGAAUCUCUCGUAUCUCAUUGUACUAGCCUGUUGGCGGCGGAGUUCCAUAGACCACCUUUGAGUGCUUUGCGAGCUGUCAAUCUUUUUGGAACAUGCCUUGCUCAACCACCUUUGGGCUCGCACGACUAUGGGUAUGUCUAUUAUGGUAUGACGGUGGCAAUGAAUCAAGUACUGGGGCUCGAUAUCAAUUGCGAGGCUUAUGUAUCUCAAGGUCGGAUGACUUCAGUGGAGCUGGAAAGCCGGAACGCGGCAUAUUGGGCGGCUUAUCUAUAUGACCUGCUUCGAGCAAUAGCAGCGGGCCGAAAUCCGAUGAUUGCGAAGUCUGUAACAGAUAUACAAGUACCGAUCAUUAAGCCCGAGUCGGAUGACGCACCUUGGUACAGCUCAAGCAGUUCAAUAGGCCAAGAAACCAGACUAGGUUACACAUUGAACGGAGUAAAGUCCAUGAAAUCCACAGUUUUCCAUUGGACUGCUAAACUGGGAUGUCUACUAGCUAGAGUCGUAGAGACAUUAUACUCAACCAAGACCGAAGCAAGUGAUAGAGAUGAGGUGAUCGAUCAGAUAUCAUUCAGCCUGGACGAGUGGUACAAAGCACAGCCAUUCAGAAAUCCCGAGACUCUACCUCUUCCACAUAUCAUUCUUUUACACCUUACCUAUCAUCUCACUCGGAUUUUCUUGUUUCGACCCUUCUACCGAGCUACCACAAGGCUAGAUAAUUACCCUUCAGCCCAAUGUGACCAAGCAGCAGAAGCGAUACUCGGCUUGCUUAAGUUAUUUGAUCGGUAUCAUGGUCUGAGAUAUGGAACUGGCACGUUUCUCAAUGCGACCUUCACAAGCGCUACAGUAUUCUUGUUGAGAGCUGUCGAAGAUCAAGAAGUUGGUUCGGGUGGUUCUGGAAGUCAAAGCACGAAGGAUAUUGAGGAGAUUACCUAUUUCAUGUCACAGCUAGCAAUAACUUUUCAUGAAGCCGGUAGAGGGUUGAAAAUCCUCCAGUCUCUCCGCUCAGAAUGGCUCCCCAUGUUGAACCAUGACAAUAUACCCAUGGACACAAUAACCCAAACAUUAUCGGAGACUCUUCAACCGAAUGGAGCGGAUUCGCAAGGUGGCAAUGGAAAUGCGAUGACGAACAUGAACUAUCAAAACUUCAUGUUGGAUUUCCCACUAGAUGAGGGUCUGUACAAUGCAUUAUUGUCCUUUGUAGGUGGCACGUGA
Messenger RNA from Kwoniella shivajii, 2154 nucleotides. RefSeq lists its product as uncharacterized. Bases 1 to 2154 code for a protein of 717 amino acids. Gene Ontology annotation, biological process: regulation of DNA-templated transcription; DNA-templated transcription. The record is from RefSeq and is a predicted model, not a curated record. The transcript is spliced from 11 exons. Gene Ontology annotation, molecular function: DNA binding; zinc ion binding; DNA-binding transcription factor activity, RNA polymerase II-specific. NCBI's taxonomy places the organism in Eukaryota, Fungi, Basidiomycota, Tremellomycetes, Tremellales, Cryptococcaceae.